AUGGCAACAACAUCACCAUAUCCAGCAGCCGUACCCCCACCAGGCCCCUCAAGCACAACGCCCAACUCAAGCUUCGCCUUCCCACCCCACUACUCGUUCCCGCCCUUCUUCACCCUGCAACCCGUCGCCAGCACCCGCAGCUCGCAGCUCGCGUCAUGGUCGUCGCUCAUCCAAUCGUACUGCCGACACAACCGCAUCUUCAGCCUUACACUCAUCGACGCGCUCAACACGCCGCUCUUCAACAACACACGGCUGCACCGCAGUCUGUCGCUGCGCGACGCCAAAGCCAUAAUCAGCUACAUGGCCUCGGCGGAAGGCGGCAACCGCGCAGAAUUCAUGGGCACAUCCAAGAAAGCCGCUGCCGCCGCCGACGCCGACGGCGGCAAAGCAUGGAUCUACUGGCGGCGGCCCGACGAGUGGGCGGUGCUGCUGGAAGAAUGGGUCGAGCGCACCGCGCAAAAGGGCACCGUGCUCACGCUGUAUGAGAUUGUCGAGGGCGACGCCUCGACCAAGGAGGAGUUUUACGGUAUGGAUGCCGAGUUGUUGCAGAAGAGCCUCGCUGUGUGUGUUAAGAGGGGGCGUGCGCAGGUGUUUGGCAGUGGGGGCGAGGGCGAGGGCGUCAAGUUUUUCUGA
Exserohilum turcica Et28A is the source of this 633-nucleotide messenger RNA. RefSeq lists its product as uncharacterized. Bases 1 to 633 code for a protein of 210 amino acids. The transcript has a single exon. Gene Ontology annotation, molecular function: protein homodimerization activity; structural molecule activity. Gene Ontology annotation, biological process: protein transport to vacuole involved in ubiquitin-dependent protein catabolic process via the multivesicular body sorting pathway. The record is from RefSeq and is a predicted model, not a curated record. Lineage: Eukaryota; Fungi; Ascomycota; Dothideomycetes; Pleosporales; Pleosporaceae. Gene Ontology annotation, cellular component: ESCRT II complex.